AUGAUCUUACUCGAAUACGUCGCAUUGCCUGAACGAUCUCGGUACGGCUUGUUGGUCUGGAUGUGGUCAAUUGAAAUUAUGACCGCAUUAAUCUGCAAUCGUAGCGAAAUACUUCAACCAGCAUAUCCUAUAACUGAAGAAUUCCCUGAUCGACAUUCAAUCCCGCACAAUCAACAAAAAAAAGUGGAAAAAAGAAUAUAUGUCAGUAUAAUGAACCUAGUACCUUACUGA
Clunio marinus is the source of this 231-nucleotide messenger RNA. Lineage: Eukaryota; Metazoa; Arthropoda; Insecta; Diptera; Chironomidae. The record is from the annotation of a GenBank genome assembly.